AUGAUGAACGGUUUCUACAAAAAAAAAAAGCCCCAGUAAUAAAAAAUAAAAAAAUCGAUUACCCCCAUCAGAGGGAGACAGACCAUCGACGCGGUUCAUGUACCUGACUACCUUCGUCUCCAGGGCUACCCGAAGGUGGCGGAUCUCUAUCGACGCGAGUUGUAUGCGGGUGGGGGGUUUCACCUCUGGACGCCGCCGGCGGAUGUGCUCGGCGACAACAGCGAGUACGAUCGACGCGGGCUCCCGCAGCGACUGGCAAUCGCGGCCUGGUACCGGUUCACUGUCGAUCGACACAAGAACACCCCCUUGGCGGCGGCGGUGGCGGCGGGACGACUCAACGUGCCUCCCCGGAUCGGCACCAGCGCACCACUCGAGGCGAUCAUCCCCAAGCCCGUGGCCCGCUUCGCAAUGGAGCAGCGCCUUCCGGACCCGGUGCUUCCACAACAGGCGAGCCAGUAUACGCUGCUGAACAUGGCUCGCCCCUACACAGUCCGUCGCAUCCGCCGGGUCCUGAACGCGAAGGCAUUUACCAACAUGCUCGGGCUCAAGGGACCACCGCAGCCGGACGACCUCAGGAGCUUCUGGAAGGCAGUCAACUCGAAGGCACUGACGGCGAGGGAGAGGGAAGUUUGGUUCAAGCUGAUCCUCCGCUUCACCCCGACGCGCAAACUCCAGCACGAGCAAAAGCACGACACUUCUCCCGCGUGCCUCGUGUGCGAAGCGCCGGUGGACGACACCGAUCACUACUUCUUCGGCUGCGUCGACUCGCGGAACAUCUGGACCGCGGCAAGGGGCGUGCUCUGCGACGCGCUCGGAUGCGACACGAUCGAGGACGCCGAGUACACGACACUACAACGACUCUUUGGCCUCCCCAAGCUCAAGGCCAAGCUCAGCGAACAGGAAGGCGCAGGCAGGACGAUCGAGAUCUUCACGGGGAUGGUCUUGGAGAUGAUCAGCAGUGGGAGAUGGAGGAUGCAGAAGCACGGGACGAGGAUGGAAAGCCUGGAGCGGAGGAGGGUGGUACUGGAGGAGAGGAUGAAGUUGAGGGCGGGGGGAGCAAGGGGCGGGCGAGGGCAGUAG
Messenger RNA from Microbotryum saponariae, 1080 nucleotides. NCBI's taxonomy places the organism in Eukaryota, Fungi, Basidiomycota, Microbotryomycetes, Microbotryales, Microbotryaceae. The record is from the annotation of a GenBank genome assembly.